Messenger RNA from Megalobrama amblycephala (Wuchang bream), 5235 nucleotides. RefSeq names its product NACHT, LRR and PYD domains-containing protein 3-like. Lineage: Eukaryota; Metazoa; Chordata; Actinopteri; Cypriniformes; Xenocyprididae. The record is from RefSeq and is a predicted model, not a curated record. Gene Ontology annotation, molecular function: protein binding.
UCUUUUACUUUAAAAAAAUAAUCAUUUUUCUUUAAGUAACCUUAUAUGUAACCUUGCUUUUGCAUUUGACCCUUGCUGUUCUUGUCCUCUUACUUGUCCCUGAUUGAUUAAGAAACAGUUUUGAGGGUAAUUUUGCUGGUACCUGGCAACCCUGACCACCUAUUUGGCUUGAGAUCAAGAUGAAUGAUGUGCUACUCAUAACUAAAAGUGAAAGUAGAUGCGCAGAGCAUUCGCAGCGCCAUUUUAAACCGUUAUUUAUGAUACAUAACAUCAUUUUCAAUAAAAUGGUUUAUAUAAAGUUCAGGCAGAAAUUUGUGUAGCUACGUGAUGCAAAAGUUUUUCUCCACUCUCAAGAUCAGCUGAAUUAUAAAGGCUCUUUAAUUACUUUACAUUUUGCGAGUGUUUGUCACUUGGAUCUAGAGUCAGCAGUGAAGAACAAACAAUUCAUGUCAUGGAUGACACGCAUAUAUCCGAAGAUGAAGAUUAUUUUCCACAAUGCAGUCGAGUUCAGAAGAAGAGAGCAGAACCAGAGCCCAGCUGUGUGUCUAUGAAGAGUGACGGGUCUAUUGGUCAGCUAGUAGAUUUUAAGAGUGGAGAUACACAGCCUGGUCUCAGUCCAGUUAAGAAGAAGAGAUCAGAACCAGAGCCCAGCUGUGUGUCUAUGAAGAGUGACGGGUCUAUUGGUCAGCUAGUAGAUUUUAAUAGUGGAGACACACAGCCUAGUCUCAGACCAGUUGAUCAGAAGAGAUCAAAAGCAGAGCCCAGCUGUGUGUCUAUGAAGAGUUACGGUUAUAUUGGUCAGCCAGUAUAUUUUAAGAGUGGAGAUACACAGCCUAGUCUCAGACAUGAAGUCCUUAACACAUUUAGAUCAAACUUGAGGAAGAAGUUUGAGUGUCUGUAUGAGUCAACAGCAAAGCAGGAAAACCCAACACUCCUGAAUGAGAUCUACACAGAGCUCGAUAUCACAGAGAGUGAGAGUGGAGAGAUCAAUAAAGAGCAUGAGGUGAUACAGAUUGAGACACAAUCCAGGAGAGCAUCAACAGAGAAUACACAGAUCAAAUGCAAUGACAUAUUUAGACCUUUACCUGGACAAGACAAACCCAUCAGAACUGUGCUGACAAAGGGAGUCGCUGGCAUUGGAAAAACAGUCUCUGUGCAGAAGUUCAUCCUGGACUGGGCUGAAGGGAAAGAGAAUCAGGAUGUCCAGCUCAUAUUUCCACUUCCUUUCAGAGAGCUCAAUUUAAUGAAGGACAAAAUACUCAGUCUUUCUGAUCUUCUUCAUGUCUUUUACACUGAAACAAAGGAACUGAAAAUAUCCAGUGAUGAAUAUAAUAUGUUGUUCAUCUUUGAUGGUCUAGAUGAGUGUCGUCUGUCUCUGGAUUUUCAAAGCGAUGUGAGGUUGCGUGAUGUGACUGAAUCAGCCUCAGUGGACGUGCUGCUGACAAACCUCAUUGCAGGGAAUCUGCUUCCCUCUGCUCUCAUCUGGAUCACCUCGAGACCAGCAGCAGCUGAUCUCAUCCCCUCUACGUGUGUCCAUCGAGUGACAGAAGUACAAGGCUUCAACAACCCACAGAAGGAGGAAUAUUUCAGGAAGAGAAUCAGUAAUCAGAGUCUGGCUGAUACAAUCAUCUCACAUCUGAAGUCUUCAAGGAGCCUCUACAUCAUGUGCCACAUCCCAGUGUUCUGCUGGAUCUCAGCCACUGUUCUAGAGAAGAUGUUGAGUGAAGCAGAGAGUGGGGAGAUUCCCAAGACUCUCACUCAAAUGUACACACACUUCCUGAUCAUUCAAACCAACAUCAAACAUGAGAAGGACUAUGAGAAGAAAGUGAAAAAUGAAGACAUGAUCUUCAAACUGGGAAAACUGGCUUUUCAGCAGCUUGUGAAAGGCAACCUGAUCUUCUAUGAGGAAGAUCUAAGAGAGUGUGGCAUUGAUGUGACAGAAGCAUCGGUGUACUCUGGAUUGUGCACUCAGAUCUUCAGAGAGGAGUUGGGCUUGUAUCAGGGGAAAGUCUUCUGCUUUGUUCAUCUGAGCAUUCAAGAACAUCUAGCAGCUCUAUAUGUGCAUUUCUCCUUUACAAACAACAACAUCAAUGUGUUUGACCAAACCAAACAUAUUCUUUUUUUUUCAAACAUAUUCUUUUUUUUUUCAAACAUCAUUUUUAAAUGGAUGAGUUCAAUAUCUAAGCUGCAUCAGAAAGCUGUGGAUGAGGCUUUACAGAGUAAGAAUGGACAUCUGGACCUUUUCCUGCGUUUCCUUCUUGGUCUCUCAAUGGAGUCCAAUCAGACUCUCUUACAAGAACUACUGACACAGACAGGAAGCUGCUCCAACAUCAAAGACAAAACAGUUGAGUACAUCAAACAAAAGAUCAGGGAGAAUUCCUCUCCAGAGAGAUCCAUCAAUCUGUUCCACUGUCUGAAUGAACUGGGUGAUGAUUCACUGAUGCAGGAGAUCCAAGAUUAUCUGAAAUCUGGAAAAAUAAGAGAAACCAAACUCUCCUCUUCACAGUGGUCAGCUCUGGUAUAUGUGUUGCUAAUAUCAGAGCAGAAGAUGGAUGUUUUUGAUCUAAAACAGUUUAUUGGAGCAAAAAAUACAGCAGAUGAAGUUCUUAGGAAUCUUCUGCCUGUGGUUAAAGAAUCCAGCUCAGUUCAUUUGAAUUAUUGUGGUGUCAUGGAUGAAGGUUGUGAUGCUCUGGCUUCAUGUCUGAGAUCAAACCCCUCACAACUGAGAGAACUGGAUCUGAUUCAGAAUAACAUUGGAGACACAGGAGUGAAACUGCUUUCUGCUGGACUCAAAGAUUCUCACUGUAAACUGAAAACUCUGCGGUUGCGUUAUUGUGGUGUCACAGAUGAAGGUUGUGCUGCUCUGGCUUCAGCUCUGAGAUCAAACCCCUCACACCUCAGAGAACUGGAUCUGUCACAGAAUUAUCUAAGAGACUCGGGAGUGAAUCUGCUCACUACUGGAUUGAAGGACCACUGUAAACUGGAGAUAUUGAAGCUACAUAGCUGUGAUCUCACCGGUCAUUGCUGUAAAAGUUUGUCUUCAGUUUUACAAUCCUCAAACUCUGUCCUGAGUGAGCUGGACCUGAGUAACAAUGACCUGCAAGAUUCAGGAGUAAAAUUUCUUUCUGAUGGACUGAAGAGUCCAAAUUCUCAGUUGAAGAUACUAAGAUUGUCUGGCUGUAUGGUGACAGAGGAAGGCUGUGGUUAUCUGUCUUCAGCUCUGAGUUCAAACCCCUCACACCUGAGAGAGCUGGAUCUGAGCUACAAUCACCCAGGAGAUUCAGGAGUCGAGAUGCUCUCCGAUGCACUCAACCAUCCAAACUGCACAUUGAACAAACUCAAUGUGGAUCAUGGAGGAGAGUUCAGGAUUACAGCAGGACUACUCAAAUAUGCCUGUGAUCUCACACUGGAUCCAAACACAGCUCACAAUGAUCUCAUUCUGUCUGAGAAGAACAGAAAGGUGACACAUGUGAGAGAGUCUCAGUCAUAUCCUGAUCAUCCAGAGAGAUUUGACAAGUCUCUUCAAGUUCUGAGUAGAGAGAGUCUGUCUGGACGCUGUUACUGGGAGGCUGAAUGGAGUGGAGAUGCUGUUAUAUCAGUGACAUAUAAAGGAAUCAACAGGAAAGGACGGAGUGAUGACUGUUUGUUUGGAUGCAAUAAAAACUCCUGGAGUCUGAAACGCUCUAAUGACAAAUUCACUGUCUGUCAUGAAAAUAAGUUCACUGUCAUCCAUGUCCCUUCAGGCUCCUGUAAGAGAAUCGGAGUGUAUGUGGACGUGGCGACCGGCACUCUGUCCUUCUACAGCGUCUCUGACACACACACACUCACACACUUGCACACAUUCACCUCCACAUUACACACUCAGUCUCUCUGUGCUGGAUUUAGGGUCUAUGGUUUGAACUCCUCAGUGUCUCUGUGUGAGAUUGAAAAGCUUGUGAGCAACAGCACAGAGAAAAAGCUCAGGAGAAACAACCCUGACUGAAAGAAAUACUCACACUUUAUAUGUUUUAUUAACAAAAAUCGUAGGAGCACAUGAUCUACCCAAACAGUACAAUUGGAGGCCUAGAUAUAGAAAGCCAACACACCUCCAUUCCUCGACAGUCUUUUCUGAGUCCCUUCGCCACCCCGACCCCUCACUCUCGGCUAGUUCCUAUCCCAGCCAGGGAUUUGGGGGAGUACUCUGGCUUCGGGCCACAUUCCAAGCUCGGAACUGUCCUCGGACAGCACACCAAAUAUUUCAUAUGAACUCAUGAAAUACUGUUUAUGUACUGUCAGUUACCCAGCAUGCUUUGCAUCUGUAUAAGCUCUGACUGUCCAUUUACUCGUAAAGAGUAAAUUAAGUGUAAUUAAGUGUGUAACGAAGGCGGGACUCAGGUAGGGAUCCAAAUGCAAAGCUUUAUUUACAGUGAGCGUUGUAAUACAGGCAGGGUCAAACGGGAGCAAACGGGAACAACAAGGAACAGGCAGAAUCGUAGUCAGGGUGCAGGCGAUGGUCAGGACAGGCAGCAACGGGUCAACAAACAGGAAACAGGCAGGAACGGUAACACAGGACAGGCAGACAGGAUAUAACGCUUGGUAAUGCAACACAGGGAAAACAAGACCUAGCAGUGAGGUGAUGUGUGUAAGAGUCUUUUAUAGUCCUGGUAAUGAGCUGCAGCUGGGUGUGGUGAUUAGUGAUUAGUGUUAAGUGUGUGCCGGUGAGUGGCAGAGUGGAUGAUGGGGGAUGUAGUCCGGGAACUGACAGGAACAGACGGUGAUCAUGACAAAGUGAAACUGGUUUGGUGGAGUUUUAUUUUUUAUAUAUUUAGUUUAUAGUUUUUUAUAUCUCACUUAUAUAAAGGUAUUGUUUGUAUAAUUGUAUGUUUUCUUUUUUUUUUCUCCUGUGAAGCGCUUUGAGAUGCUACUUUUUAAAGUUUAUUAUUAUUUGUUAGUUAAAUGUCCAGAAUUGUGUGUAAGGUCAUAUGUUGUGUUUAUGUUUUAUCAUUGUUGAAUUGUCUAGUCUCAGAAAUGUAGUGCCACUUUAUGGCCAUGUUCAAUAAUGGUUUUUUUCUAUCUUAUACAUUAUAUUUAUUCAGCAUACUAUACUGAAUAGAGUUUAAAUAUGGACUAGGUUCGACUUGAGGAGGAUUCAUUUGGUUGAGUCAAUUGAUAUUUAAUAAAUUAACAGCCAGCUCUUUUAUUGCAAACAUGCAAGAAAAUAAAGUUUGAAUAAACAAUUACCACAAUUUAAACAAA